Molecule: messenger RNA, 1388 nt
Organism: Cloeon dipterum
Lineage: Eukaryota; Metazoa; Arthropoda; Insecta; Ephemeroptera; Baetidae
Product: protein yellow-like
Exons: 5
Coding region: 63-1154 (363 amino acids)
Source: RefSeq, a predicted model, not a curated record
AGCAGCGUCUCGGCUCAGCUGACCCUUGGAGGCGAUUUUCGCUGCAUUCAAGCUCGAAGACAAUGUCUCCGUUCUUAGCGGCCAUCUUUUUGCUUGGCCUGUGCCUGGGAAACGCCGUCAACUUCACAACCGUCUACGAGUGGGACAAAUUCGAUUUCGUCUGGCCAUCAGGAGCGGACACUUCAGUUGCCCAGAUGAAACAAAAUUUCAAUCCAAAAUAUGUAGAAAUUCGACACAUGGCUGUUUUUGGAGAAAGGCUGUUUCUCAGCCUUGAAUUGAAAUACGGAAUUCCCGCCACUUUGGUGUGGCUGCCAACGAGCGGCACGUCGACUGAAACUCCAAAACUUGCUCCUUUUCCAUCCUGGGAUUUACGGAGAAAGGAGAACUGCGGGACUAUUCAGGCAGCCAAAGGAAUAGAAACGGACCCUGAUGGUCGGUUGUGGGUGCUUGAUGACGGUCUCGGCAACUGUUUCAGGAAACUUUGGAUAUUCGACCUGCUCAACAACGACACAACCGAGCGCGUUCACCGAUUCCCGGACACCGACACCGUCAUCUCUCAUGCACCUAAUAAAAGGUGGCUGCGUGAUAUAGUGCUGGACAAAACAACGGACGAUCACCUUGCGUACAUCACGGAGCAUUAUUCUGAGCACAUAAUCGUGUACAACCGAAAAAUGGACAAAUCCUGGUCGGUUAAAACACCGAGGAGACAAUGGAAUUCCUUGGCUCUCUCUCCCAACAGCGAAGCUAGACAGUUGUACCUUGCAAGAUAUAGUUCCAAAGAACUGUACUCAGUGUCUUUGUCUGAGUUGAAGAAUGAAGGCGGAAGCGCUGCUGUGAAAUUCAUCGGCGAAUGGACAGAAAAUCCAUACAGAAUUUUAUUGGACAGUGCCGAUGUCUUGUAUGCCGCCUUUUACCACGAGAAUUACGUCUCCAAAUGGAAUAUUUCGGAGCCCUUUCUUGAGCAGAGGUUACACGAGGUCGGAAAACUGCAUGCUUAUUGGCCAUUUACUUUUGCCUUGGACACGAACGGCACUUUCUGGAUGACGGAGACAAAUGAAACUGGUGGUGGGAUUAGGCACAAACUACUCAAGGCUGCAGUCGGCGCAAGAUCGUAUCUAUUCGGCACGUCCGCAGACUUGUCAUUGCGUGGCUGACCCUGAGGAUAAAAAGAAUGCAAACCUCUUCCAGCCACAUUUCGAUGGACUUCACCCUUUUCCCGGACAGCAAACGGAGCCUUUUACUGAGACUAUUAUAAAAUAAAAAGUGUGUUGCAAUUUAGUUGUGGGCUAGUUAAAAAUAAUAAAGAGAUAUGAACAUAACGCUAUAUGGUUUAUCGCAUUUUUCAACAGAAUAAUCUUUUAUUCGUAUGAAUAAUUCAAGGAAAAUAA